CAACACACACACACACACACAGGGCUAUAAAUACACGAAACGCAGCAACAGCAGCAGCAGCCGAGGCUCUGCAAGGCAGCACAGCGUCUGUUUUUACAUACUGAACCUGAAGGGCUCACAAAGCUGCCACUUAGUGUCCCAGCUGGAACAGCUUUUUUCAAACUGUUGCUUUUUUGAUUGUUGUUUUUGGACUUUUUUUGUUUUGUUUCUGGGUGCUUUUCUUUAGAGUCUGAGGAGAGAGUUGAUUAGUGUUUUGUUGUUGUUGUUGUUGUUGGACGGAGCAGCUAUGGGAGACUACUGGGGAGAUAUCGCCAGUCAGAGGGUGGCCCGAGCCAUGUCGCUGGGUCAUGAUGAGGAGGCCGUGCUGGACCAGGGGAAGACCAGCUCCACCCUCAGCACCAACUUUGAGAAGGAAGAACUGGAGAGUCACCGAGCGGUGUACAUCGGCGUUCACGUUCCUCUGGGCCGAGAGAGUCGGCGGCGCCACCGUCACCGUGGACACCGUCACCACCGGAGACGGCGAGACCGGGAAGACCGGGAGGACGGACGGGAGUCACCCUCAAACGACACUCCUUCCCAGAGAGUCCAGUUCAUCCUCGGGACGGAGGACGCCGACGAGGAGCACAUCCCCCACGACCUGUUCACCGAGCUGGACGAGAUCGCCUUCAGAGACGGAGACUUCCAGGAGUGGAAGGAGAUGGCGAGAUGGCUGAAGUUCGAGGAGGACGUAGAAGACGGUGGCGAGCGUUGGAGUAAACCGUACGUGGCCACGCUGUCUCUCCACAGUCUGUUCGAGCUGCGGUCCUGCAUCCUGAACGGCACCGUGCUGCUCGACAUGAGGGCCAACACCAUCGAGGAGAUCGCAGACAUGGUGAUCGACAGCAUGCUGGCGUCGGGCCAGCUGGAGGAGGGCGUCCGAGAGAAGGUGAAGGAGGCCAUGCUGAGGCGCCACCACCAUCAGAGCGAGAAGAAGCUGAGCAACCGAAUCCCGCUGGUGCGAUCCUUCGCCGACAUCGGCAAGAAACACUCCGACUCCUAUUUGCUGGACCGCAACGGUCUGCUGGCGUCCCCCCAGUCGGCUCCGGGAAACCUCGACAGCAAGACCAGCGAGAGCCGCAUCAACGGAGGCAGCCGGGAGAACAGCACGGUGGACUUCAGCAGGGUGGAUAUGAACUUCAUGAAGAAGAUCCCUCCGGGUGCCGAGGCCUCCAACGUCCUGGUUGGGGAAGUGGACUUCCUGGAGCGGCCAAUCAUCGCCUUCGUUCGCCUCUCCCCCGCCAUGCUGCUGACGGGCCUCACAGAGGUACCGGUACCCACCAGGUUCCUCUUCCUGCUGCUCGGCCCCUUCGGUAAAGGUCCUCAGUACCACGAGAUCGGCCGCUCCAUCGCCACGCUGAUGACCGACGAGAUUUUCCACGAUGUGGCCUACAAGGCGAAGGACCGGAUCGACCUGCUGUCCGGGAUCGAUGAGUUCCUGGAUCAGGUCACGGUGCUUCCUCCGGGCGAAUGGGACCCCACCAUCCGCAUCGAGCCCCCAAAGAGCGUCCCGUCUCAGGAGAAGAGGAAGAUGCCCUCUGCUCCUAAUGGCUCCGCCCACGGUUAUGACAGCAUCAAGGAGGCGGAGCAUCAGACGGGACCAGAGCUGCAGAGGACGGGAAGGAUCUUUGGCGGUUUGGUGAACGAUGUCCGGAGGAAAGCUCCCUUCCUGUGGAGGGACAUCAGAGACGCUGUCAGCCUGCAGUGUCUGGCCUCCGUCCUCUUCCUGUACUGCGCCUGCAUGUCGCCCGUCAUCACGUUCGGAGGGCUGCUGGGAGAAGCCACCAAGGGAAACAUAAGUGCCAUAGAGUCUCUGUUUGGGGCAUCUCUGACCGGUGUGGCCUACUCUAUGUUCGCCGGUCAGCCUCUCACCAUCCUCGGCAGCACCGGUCCGGUUCUGGUCUUUGAGAAGAUCCUGUUCAAGUUCUGCAGUGACUACGGCCUGUCCUACCUGUCCCUGCGGACCAGCAUCGGCCUCUGGACCGCCUUCCUCUGCCUGCUGCUGGUUGCUACAGACGCCAGCUCUCUGGUCUGCUACAUCACGCGCUUCACAGAGGAGGCCUUUGCCUCGCUCAUCUGCAUCAUCUUCAUCUACGAGGCUCUGGAAAAGCUCGUCCAACUGGGCGAACUCUACCCCGUCAACAUGCACGGCACGCUGGACAACCUCACCUUCUACACGUGUAAGUGUUCUCCACCGGCCAACGCCUCGGCUGAAGUCCUGCAGAUCUGGAGCCAGAGAAACAUCACCUCCGAGAGCAUAGAGUGGGGAGAGCUGACUGUGAAGGACUGUGUGGAUCUUCACGGGGAGUUUGUCGGCUCGGCCUGCAGCCACGAGGGUCCCUACGUCCCCGACGUCCUCUUCUGGUCCGUCAUCCUCUUCUUCACCACCUUCUUCCUCUCCUCCUUCCUCAAACAGUUCAAGACCAAGAGAUACUUCCCCACCAAGGUCCGAUCCAGCAUCAGUGACUUUGCCAUCUUUCUGACCAUCAUGAUCAUGGUGCUGGUGGAUUAUCUGGUGGGAAUCCCUUCCCCCAAACUCAACGUUCCCGACCGCUUCGAGCCCACGUCGAGCACUCGCGGCUGGCUGAUCUCGCCGCUGGGACCCAACCCUUGGUGGACUCUGCUGGCCGCCGCCGUCCCGGCUCUGCUCUGCACCAUCCUCAUCUUCAUGGACCAGCAGAUCACCGCAGUCAUCGUCAACAGGAAGGAGAACAAGCUAAAGAAAGGCUGUGGCUACCACCUGGACCUGCUGGUGGUGGCCGUGAUGCUGGGCGUGUGCUCCAUCAUGGGCCUGCCGUGGUUCGUGGCGGCGACGGUGCUCUCCAUCUCCCACGUCAACAGCCUGAAGCUGGAGUCCGAGUGCGCGGCGCCCGGCGAGCAGCCCAAGUUCCUCGGCAUCCGAGAGCAGCGCGUCACCGGCUUCAUGAUCUUCGUCCUGAUGGGCUGCUCCGUCUUCAUGACCUCCGCCCUCAAGUUCAUCCCGAUGCCGGUCCUGUACGGAGUCUUCCUCUACAUGGGAGUGUCCUCGCUCAAAGGCAUUCAGCUGUUCGACCGGAUCAAACUGUUCGGCAUGCCGGCCAAGCACCAGCCGGACCUGAUCUACCUGCGCUACGUGCCGCUGUGGAAGGUCCACGUCUUCACCGUGCUGCAGCUCACCUGCCUCAUCGUCCUCUGGACCAUCAAGGCCUCGGCCGCCGCCGUAGUCUUCCCCAUGAUGGUUCUGGCGCUGGUGUUCAUCCGGAAGCUUCUGGAUUUCUGCUUCACUAAGAGAGAGCUGAGCUGGCUGGACGACCUGAUACCGGAGAGCAAGAAGAAGAAGGACGACGACAAGAAGAAGAAGGAGAAGGAGGAUGCUCGGAGGAUGCUGGAGGAAGUGGAGGACGAUCCACCGUUCGACGGAGGAAACCUGAACUUCCCGAUCAAAACCCUGAAGGGACGCUUGGACCCAUCAGAAGUGAACAUCUCAGAUGAAAUGGCCAAAAGUGGCAUUUGGAAAUCUGUUUCCAUGAACAAUGAUGGCAGCAAAGCUCUGAAACGCAGCAACGGCCUGCAGGAGCUGCCGAGUGUCCAGAUUAACGUGGAGAACGAGGACGGCCGAAGAGUGGUGGUGGAUGCCGAGACGUCGCUAUGACGACCCACCGCCUGGACGACGGGGGCGUUACCGACUGUGUCCCCACCGGUGGGAGCCGACCAAUCACGACCAGCCGUACUCCUCCCGCUGCCUUGUUCAGACGGACGCCAGCGUUUUAAUUUUCUCAUCGUUUUAUGGUGAAAAGCUCGCGGACUCCGCCGACGCCACUCGGGAGCAGAUAACACGGCCGCCGCGGUGUCCUGUUCCUCCUCAGGUCUUCUCUGGGAUCAGCCGAUCGGCCUGAUCGGCUGAUCGGCUGAUCGGCUGAUCGGCCUGAUCGGCUGAUCGGCUGAUCGGGCUGAUUCCUUCUCCAGACUGCUGAUCUGAAAAAUACACAUAAAUACAAGUUUAAUUUUAUUGUUUUAAAUGUACGAGACUCUUCAAUCCAUCAUGCUGAUUUAAGGUGUGUGUGUGUGUGUGUGUGUGUGUGUGUGUGUGUGUGUGUGUGUGUGUGUGUGUGUGUGUGUGUGUG
Molecule: messenger RNA, 4139 nt
Organism: Perca flavescens (yellow perch)
Lineage: Eukaryota; Metazoa; Chordata; Actinopteri; Perciformes; Percidae
Gene: slc4a7
Product: solute carrier family 4 member 7
Exons: 25
Coding region: 287-3667 (1126 amino acids)
Biological process (GO): transmembrane transport; monoatomic anion transport; regulation of intracellular pH
Cellular component (GO): basolateral plasma membrane; apical plasma membrane; plasma membrane
Molecular function (GO): solute:inorganic anion antiporter activity; sodium:bicarbonate symporter activity; monoatomic anion transmembrane transporter activity
Source: RefSeq, a predicted model, not a curated record